AUGGAACAAAAGAUUAAGUUAAUUUUUUUUAUCAAAAUAUCUAUGCUUAUUCUUUUAGAUUUAAUAGAACAUCUUUACAGCGAUUUGAGCAGGUUUAACAAUUCAUUGUAUGAAAAAAAUAGUCUUGGUAGAAAAUUAGAUACAAGCAUUUAUCGAUUAUUGGGAAACUGUGAAAAUAAUAUUUAUUCAAAUAUUUCAGAUUUAAAAGUGAAGGUACCAUGUAAUAUAAAACAAAAGAACAAAAAGUUAUGUAUAAUUAAUAAAAAAGGGGAUAAAGAGAAAAAUGAAGAAUUAUAUAGAAGUUCAUUAAAUAAGCAGGAAUUGAUUAAGCGACUUAUGAAAAAUAAAUGUACUAUGUUACAUGGGACAUAUACUCAUUAUGAAAAAAAAAUUAUGAAUGGACUUAAUGAUGAGGCAUUUUUUAAAAAAAUGAUGUUAAUUAAUCAUAAGAUUUACAAAAAAUCAAAACGUAAAAGAUAUGUAAUACGAACUUGUUUACUUUUGUUAUUGUUCUUAUUGGUAUUAGUGAUACCUAUAUUAGAUUUAUCAUUAAGAAAUAUGACAAAGUCUAGUAAUUUCUUAAGUAUAAUAGGGGCGUUAAUCAUAAAAUUUCCAACAGAUAGUUAUGGUGAUGCUACGACGCCUGGUUCCGUAAGCGGGUGGAUCUCUACAUCGUUAAUUAUAGGUAAAGAACAUGCCAACAUAGCAUUAAAAGUAUCUGCUAUACUAACAUAUUUCGUACCUUUCAUUAUAUUAGUUACUAUGCUUAUAUUGAUUAUUUUAUAUUAUUAUAAAAAUGUUAUAAAAAAUAAAAAAUUUAAGUUCAUGGAAGCGUUCAAUGAAUAG
Molecule: messenger RNA, 846 nt
Organism: Plasmodium malariae
Lineage: Eukaryota; Apicomplexa; Aconoidasida; Haemosporida; Plasmodiidae
Product: Plasmodium exported protein, unknown function
Exons: 2
Coding region: 1-846 (281 amino acids)
Source: RefSeq, a predicted model, not a curated record